UUAGGGGAAAGAAAACGUGUAAGAAAAUUGUUAUAAAAAAUGGAAUAUGGGCCGCUGGAAGAACCUGAGUGGUUGGAUCUUGAAGGACAUUUAGGUGGGUAUAUAUACAGUGGAAAGGUCUUAGAUCCCCUCAUUCUUCGCCAGAAGAACUUUUCCCAUUGUCCCAUUUUCCUCCCCUACCUUUCUUCUUCUUCUUCUUAACCCAGAUUUUCUAUCUUUUCUCUGUUUGCUUUUUCAUCUCGUUCUUCUUUCUUUGAUCUAAUAGCUGAAGACCCAGAAAGGAUAUUAAAAAUGGUGAAGAUCUGUUGCAUUGGAGCUGGGUAUGUCGGUGGGCCUACCAUGGCUGUCAUUGCUCUGAAAUGCCCCGAAAUUGAAGUGGCUGUUGUGGAUAUUUCUGUGUCUAGAAUUAAUGCCUGGAACAGUGAUGCACUCCCCAUCUACGAGCCAGGUCUCGAUGAUGUGGUGAAGCAGUGCAGAGGAAAGAACCUUUUCUUUAGCACUGAUGUGGAGAAGCAUGUUUCCGAGGCUAAUAUAGUGUUUGUUUCAGUUAACACCCCAACCAAAACUCAAGGUCUUGGAGCUGGAAAAGCCGCUGAUCUGACCUACUGGGAGAGUGCUGCUCGUAUGAUCGCCGAUGUAUCAAAAUCUGACAAGAUUGUGGUUGAGAAGUCAACUGUUCCUGUUAAAACAGCUGAGGCAAUAGAGAAAAUUUUGACCCACAACAGCAAAGGCAUCAACUUUCAGAUUCUCUCCAACCCUGAAUUCCUUGCAGAGGGAACUGCAAUUGAGGACCUAUUCCAACCUGACCGUGUUCUUAUAGGAGGCAGGGAGACCCCAGAAGGUCAAAAGGCUAUUGAAGCAUUGCGGGAUGUUUAUGCCCACUGGGUCCCUGUGGACCGGAUCAUAUGCACCAACCUCUGGUCUGCUGAGCUGUCGAAGCUUGCUGCCAAUGCCUUCUUGGCACAGAGGAUCUCUUCUGUUAAUGCCAUGUCAGCCUUGUGUGAGGCCACUGGUGCUGAUGUGAGCCAAGUGUCUCAUGCUGUUGGGAAGGAUACAAGAAUAGGACCCAAGUUCUUGAAUGCUAGCGUGGGUUUUGGGGGAUCUUGUUUCCAAAAGGAUAUUCUGAACUUGGUCUAUAUUUGUGAGUGCAAUGGCCUCCCAGAGGUAGCAAAUUACUGGAAACAAGUCAUUAAGGUGAAUGACUACCAGAAAACUCGCUUUGUGAACAGGAUUGUUUCCUCAAUGUUUAACACAGUAUCAGGGAAGAAGAUUGCCAUUCUUGGAUUUGCUUUCAAGAAGGACACUGGUGACACUAGGGAGACCCCAGCUAUUGAUGUGUGCAAAGGGCUGUUGGGUGACAAGGCUAGACUGAGCAUUUACGACCCUCAAGUCAACGAAGAGCAGAUUCAGAGAGAUCUUUCAAUGAAGAAGUUUGACUGGGACCAUCCACUUCAUCUUCAGCCAAUGAGCCCUAGUUCUAUCAAGCAAGUUAGUGUUGUUUGGGACGCCUAUGCGGCAACAAAGGAUGCUCAUGGCAUCUGCAUUCUGACAGAGUGGGAUGAGUUUAAGACCCUUGAUUACCAAAAGAUUUAUGAUAACAUGCGGAAGCCUGCGUUCGUCUUCGAUGGUCGUAACAUCGCGGAUGUAGCUAAGCUGAGGGAAAUUGGGUUCAUUGUCUACUCCAUUGGCAAGCCCUUGGAUCCAUGGCUUAAGGACAUGCCAGCUGUGGCAUAGAAGCAUAUUGUGGAGCAAGGUGCCGGGUUGGGCUAGAACUGACAAUUUUUGAGAUACAUAUAACCCGAUCAAUUUUUUUUUUCUUUUCCAAUUACAUUUUGUUUCUUCUAGUUUUAAAAUUCUGCUAUUUCUGCUUAUAUUUGGUUACAUGACACAGUAGUGUCUGCAUCUGUCUUUAGCCAGUGGAAUAUCUGAUUUGUUAUUGGCUUAAUGUAAUAAAACCUUUACCAGUGAAUUUUUAUACCAGUUAUCUCAUGCAUCAUACAUGCUUAUUGAAUUA
Messenger RNA from Theobroma cacao (cacao), 2014 nucleotides. It is a transcript of the gene UGD1, whose product is annotated as UDP-glucose dehydrogenase 1. Gene Ontology annotation, molecular function: NAD binding; UDP-glucose 6-dehydrogenase activity. The record is from RefSeq and is a predicted model, not a curated record. Gene Ontology annotation, biological process: glycosaminoglycan biosynthetic process. Lineage: Eukaryota; Viridiplantae; Streptophyta; Magnoliopsida; Malvales; Malvaceae. Gene Ontology annotation, cellular component: nucleus.